Purpureocillium takamizusanense is the source of this 712-nucleotide messenger RNA. RefSeq lists its product as uncharacterized. Gene Ontology annotation, molecular function: RNA binding; RNA nuclease activity. Lineage: Eukaryota; Fungi; Ascomycota; Sordariomycetes; Hypocreales; Ophiocordycipitaceae. The transcript has 2 exons. Bases 237 to 704 code for a protein of 155 amino acids. The record is from RefSeq and is a predicted model, not a curated record.
AUGCCGGUGCACGGCGAGCGCGUUCAUGUGUCUGUCUAGGAUGCCAGGCCGUUCCUCUUGGGGGCUAUGGCCUGUGGCUCAAUGAUUCGACGCCCGAGUCUCGCGAAGCACCGUCUACAUGUAUAAAUAAACCUAUGCCAGUCUUGCGAUAGACCAGACGUAGAACCACAACCCAAAUUAGUCGACGCAUCUUCUAUCCUGUACUCGGUCAACUAUCGCCCUUGAAAUCAGUCAUCAUGGUUGCCUAUUCGUACCUUUUGAGCCUUCUCGCGGCGACCGCUGCCGUCGCCAGCCCUGCCCCUAUCCCCAACGACGAGUUCUCCCUCGAAGCUCGCGCUGGUCAGAUCUACGUGUGCAAGGCUGGUGCGGACAAUAACGGCCAGCAUUACGGCGAUAUCAGCUACGACAAGUCAAUCGGCUUCUUUCGUGACGCCAAGACCAAGACGGGCCAGAGCGGCUACCCCAAGCCGUUUGACAACAAGGGCAAUGUCAUGAAGUUUGCCAAGGGCUGUGGCAAGGAUGUUUGGGAGCUGCCCGUCCUCGCUAACGGCAAGCCUUACAAUUAUAAGGAGAAGAAGGGCGACAAGAACAAGCCCGGUCCGAUGCGCGUCUACUACACCAAGGACCUCAAGUGGUGCGGCAUUGGCGGCAAAUUGAAGCCGGACGGCACUGGCAACCCGCACAACUGCCAGCUCAAGAAGUAAACCUCGAG